This is a messenger RNA of Labeo rohita (rohu), 2062 nucleotides long. RefSeq names its product zona pellucida-like domain-containing protein 1. The transcript is spliced from 11 exons. The coding region runs from base 46 to 1296 and encodes 416 amino acids. NCBI's taxonomy places the organism in Eukaryota, Metazoa, Chordata, Actinopteri, Cypriniformes, Cyprinidae. Gene Ontology annotation, cellular component: cell surface. The record is from RefSeq and is a predicted model, not a curated record.
UUCACAAAAUCUCACAGGCAGAGGACACCCAAACCAACCGCAACCAUGAUCCAAGGUUCAGCAAACAGCAGGAAAGAUAUUCUCCUCAACAUUUUCCUUAUCCUCCUGGCUACUAAAUUUGACAAAAGCUUUCAGUUUACGCUGAACGACUGCGGAUCAGAGUACAGACGUCCAGAGUAUACAGACAUCAGUGUAGACUGUGGAACGGAGUACAUCAAUCUGGCUAUCAAAUUCUGUCCUGUCAUGUACACCGGCUACAACGAAUCAGAGUUAAUUCUUAACAGCAUCAUGAAUAACCCAAACUGCCAGGCGACCGUCGAUACUACCGUCAUACCUCCCGUGGCUCGAUUUAGGUUCCCGCUUAACUCAACCAAUGCCUGCGGCAGCAACUUUGUCACAAUAAGGAGUAUAGGGACAGGCGUGUUCUCAGACUUCUCCAACAUCGAGACGGUCAACAUCAGUGGAAUUGUACGAUCGAAAGACAUCACAACAGGGACUGUGACGUAUAACGCGGAGCUCAAGUACUACUACUCGUGCUCCUAUCCUCUGGAGUACCUGAUCAACAACACUCGGGUGGAUGUGUCGUCCUCUUCGAUUGCAGUAAAAGACAACAAUGGCAGUUUCAUCAGCACGCUGAAUCUCAGACUAUUCAGAGAUAUAAACUACACCCAGCCUCUUGUCAUGCCUCCCUUCGGUAUUGAGCUGAGGACAAAUAUUUUUGUGCAAGUGGAGGCCACUAACUUGACCUCCCAGUACUUUGUGCUAUUAGACAGAUGCUAUGCCUCCAUUUCCACCACCCCUACUACCAGCAACUACUUCAACCUCUUUGUGCCUUGCGGCAGUGAUCGGCUCACGAAAAUGCUGGUGAAUGGAGAGAUGCAACUUGCUCGGUUUUCGUUUCCAGCCUUCCGCUUUACAGAGCAGCAGAACCAGACAGUAUCGACAUACUAUCUGCACUGCAUCACAAGAUUGUGUGAAAUAUCAACCUGCAGUACAUUUAGGCAAUGUGGCAAACGAAAACGGAGAGAUGUUGUGCCUUUGACCACCACUCCUUCUCCAAAUGGAGUGACAGACACCACCACCAUCACAUCACCAGCCAUCGUCAUACGUGCAGAAAAUGCGGUGGCAACAAAAGAGGAAGAAGUCACAGUCAGCACGAAAAAACCUUCAGACUCCUCUGUGGGUCUCGGCGUGGCCGUGGGCAUCCUGGCAUUCGCCUGCAUCAUGAUCGUAGGAAUGGGAGCAGUUUUCUACAAGAGACACUGGCACAACGCACCUUCAAAAAUGCCUCGGUGAGCUGAGACACCCUGCUCUGGCUCCAAGAGAGAACUGCCGCUUCCCGCCGGGAAGAUCUCUCACCGCUGGAGAGCUGAGCAGGGCUCAGCGUACAACGGUUUCGGACAUCUUGAUCUUUUCUAUAGUGCUUCUUGGUGAAUAAUCAUAGCAUAUUGUGGUUUAGAAGAGCAACAGUGCACUAUAUCAGCUCUACACUUUAAACUGUGUUUAAGUGUAGCUUGGACCUGGGAAUACAUGUUAAAAGCACAACCAAAACAGAGCUUUAAUAUUUCAUUUAUAUGUAAGGCAAUAUGAAUUCUGAAGUUAGAAAUGAAAGUACUGACCCAACAAAUGAAUCCAAUCCCAAUGAGCACAUGCUGUGGUACCUGUAAAACACAAAAAAGUAAUAAAUCAGAUUGUGUGUGAAGGGUUUGGAGCUCCUUAGGACCUAAAGUGCUUAAAAUGUUUUGUGUGUUAUUUAUUAAAGACUACUCUUUGUGCUUAACCCUCUUGAAAUGUUGACACCCCCAUAUGUAAGGACUACUCACACACAGCCCAAAACAUCCCUGCAUUUACAAUGAAAUUUUUAAAUCACCACUUCUAAAGCAAUAGCAGAGUAUUAUAGAUUCCUUCUGCAACCCUAACUUCAUAAAUAAAGAAAUGGAAAUGAAAGCAAUUUCAGUGAGCCGAAGGAAAGUGCAGCAAUGCGUUGAUUUUUUUAGAUCUGAAGUUAUGUUCUUGGCUUUGCACUUUGUAUCUUUAUAAUUCCUAUGGCAGGCUGAGCUCU